AUGGCGACGGUUAGGCGAAUCAUACCUCACACUGAACGGGGAAAGGCGACCCGACAUAAUUACGUGAAUAUGUGCGCGGAGGCGGGGACGCUGGAGACAGGGAGCGACGACGAGUUCAUGCCAACCGUGCUCUACGGUGGGCUGCAGUCACCAGGAAACGCGGUAACGCCAGGGGGGUCGACCCUACCGAACGAUGGGGCCGAUGCGGAGGAGGAUGAUGAGCCAAUCCCUGCUCAUAUAUUGAACAAAGUCUGGAGCUGGCUGGAGUUCGGCGACGAUGGCAGCGAAGACGGGGCUUCGGUGGAUGUGGAAGAGGUGCCGCAGAAGGUCAAGGCUAAAACGCCACCUCGAAGCAGUGACCCUGUACCUUUGGCGGCGGAGCCACCAAGGCACAAGGUCCCGGCAAACCAUACGCCGGCUCGCCGCGAAGAGGCAGCUCCUGCUCGGGGGUCGGGCGUGGCCGGAUCUGCCGGCGGUGAAACCCCUGAGGGCGCGCGGGUGGAUAGCGGGUCGAACAACGAUGCAAGCCGUAUUGCGACACUGGAGGCGGAGCUGCGGGCAUUGAUGGGGAAAGUAGCCCAGCUCAGCGGGCAAGUCGUUAAGAGGCAAGAGGAGCCGGAGGGUCAAACGGGGCAAAAUGUGGAAAAACCCGCUGUGGCCGUUGUCGAGAGUCAGCCGCCCGUUCCGGCCGUCACCAAGCCAGCCGCAACACCCUCCCGGAAACCCCAGGUGGCCGCUACCGUCAGGGCAGACUGUGAAAGCCCUGACAACCCCGCGUCCAAGGGCACUUCAGGUGUGCGGAAGGAUAGGCAGCGGCUUUCCGACAUGAAGGAUGCACCCCACUUACCGUCGAAUCCGCUGAUGCAGGAUGACUUGGGGAGCGGUGGGAGCCAUGGAAUGGGGAGGACCGAUGAACCUAUCCUCGACAGGCAGGGCAAUACCCAUGGCAGAAACAUGUCCUCUCAGCAUUACGAGGAGGGGCCUUGGCGUUUUGGCGGGAAGCGGGGCAGGGGCGACGAAAGCAUUAUCAUUGUGGUUGACUACGACCCGGAAGAGCGGGUCCCCGGUCUACCGCGCUCAAUGCCUAAACCCAAGCCAUUCAGGGCAUACGCCAAGCAUGCAAUGGAGUUACAGCUUCGUCACACCACGGCAUGGGCGGUCACCUACUUCCCAAAGAACAGCAUUAGGAACGAGGCCCUUCUACUUGCUCUGCGGAGGCACUAUGACAUGGUGGCAAUCGACAUAAAGGUGGACUUUGGCCUCCAGAACAUGCGGGACAACACAGUGCACCUGAGUGGCAGCCCAUUGGAGAUGGAGAGGUGCAUGGAAACGGCCACUGAGCUGGUGUGGGAGGUGGUGCAGAUGUGGUUGCGGCUGGCUAGGGGGCAGUGGUACGACCCCCGGGUUAGGGCGUACCGUUGGGGGGAUAAGGGGCUGUACAUUAACGAGAGCGGGCUUGAAGAGUUUAGGCCGGAGUGCUUUGCUGGAACCCGUGCUGCCGAUAGCGGGGAUGCAAGCCCGUGGAUUAUUCGCCGCUAG
Molecule: messenger RNA, 1539 nt
Organism: Closterium sp. NIES-65
Lineage: Eukaryota; Viridiplantae; Streptophyta; Zygnematophyceae; Desmidiales; Closteriaceae
Source: the annotation of a GenBank genome assembly